Messenger RNA from Symbiodinium pilosum, 861 nucleotides. The record is from the annotation of a GenBank genome assembly. NCBI's taxonomy places the organism in Eukaryota, Dinophyceae, Suessiales, Symbiodiniaceae.
AUGGUGGAAACCAUCCACGAAGACAACCUCAAUGCUGAAGAGGUGCGCAUUGAUGGGGUGAAGCUAGUGGCCGCACCAACGAAGGAACUCGCCUGCGUGCAGGUCGAGCUUACUGCCGAAGAGGGGGAUGGUUUGGAUUGCAUCCGCACAGAGCUCCAGGAGUUGUGGUCUGCACCAGAAGGCUCAGUUGAAUGGGUGGCGGCAAAAGCUCGCCUCGACACAGCUGUGCAGGCUACCACCACGACAGGUUGUGCGCAAGCGGCGCAGCUGGAAGCGAGAGCCAGAGAAGCCGAGGCAGAAGCAGCAGCUCCAGAAGGCGAAGAGCUCACUGGCGCUGCGGCGCGCAAGGCCAGAAAACUGAGACAGGAAGCCGAGAGGCUGCGAGCGGAAGCCAAUGCUGAGAGGGAGCGCAUGGCACGCUUCGGCCAAGCAGUUCGCCGGGCAAUGCGGAAGGCCGACGACGCUGCAAGUGUUACCGUGGAAUUAGAAGACGACGAGGAAGUCAAUGGAAAAGCCAUGGCAAAGGAUCAGAAGGUCAAGAAGAAUAGCAAGAAACGAUCCAAGAAGAAGGCAACAUCCACAUCGUCAUCCUCCAGCAAAAUCAAAAAGCGGAAGAGAGAGGAGAAAAUCCGUGAGGCAGUUCGGAAGAAGGCUGAAGAAGCCGCACGUCGCUGGCAAGAACGUGACGACCAGUUGGAAGCCAGCAUCCGCGUCGUGGAGCAAAGAGGAGCAAAAGCAGCAGCAGAGAGAGAAGCCCAGCGGCGCGCAGAAAAGGAACGACAGCUGAGAGCUGCAGAGCGCAUGCGGCGAGAAGGCAGAUCUCGUUCAAGGCGGAGACGCCGCAGAAGGUCCUUGUCCUGA